Messenger RNA from Penicillium odoratum, 630 nucleotides. RefSeq names its product GNAT family N-acetyltransferase. Gene Ontology annotation, molecular function: acyltransferase activity, transferring groups other than amino-acyl groups. The transcript has a single exon. The record is from RefSeq and is a predicted model, not a curated record. The coding region runs from base 1 to 630 and encodes 209 amino acids. Lineage: Eukaryota; Fungi; Ascomycota; Eurotiomycetes; Eurotiales; Aspergillaceae.
AUGACUUCACCCAAAUCACCAUUUCCCAGUGAUUUCACCAUAAGAACCCCACGCCUACGUAUCAUCCCAUUCGACCCAACCAACGAAACUCAUUGCAAAUUCCUCCCUCACCUCUGGAACACAGACCUCUGCAUCCGCAGUUGUGGUCCCACAUCAGUCGUUGAUCCCGAAAGCGCAUCGGAGUUUAUCCGCAACCGCAUUUUAGCAGACUACGCGCGGAACAAGCAUGGCAUAUUUCUCGUCUUACUCCAGCACGACACAGGACUAUUGCCCCCUACACCCAUCGGCACCGUCUCACUCAUGAAAGGUGCACCGCCAAACCGCCAUUAUCUCGCGCCUGAUAUCGGGUAUGCGAUCAUACCCGAGAUGAAUGGAAGGGGCUAUGCGACUGAGGCGGCGAAGGGUUUGAUGGAGUACGCUAAGAAGGAGCUUGGAAUUACGGAUUUCUUUGGGUUCUGUAAUGCUACUAAUUCUCAUAGUCGGAGGGUUCUCGAGAAAAUUGGGAUGGACUUUAGGGGGGUUGCGGCGUUGGAGGUGUUUGGGCGUGAGGAGAGUGCGGUUUAUGCGUUGCCGGAGAUGAGUGAGGAUUUGAGUGUUUAUGGUGUGACGGAGGAAAUUCGGAAAGAGUAA